Molecule: messenger RNA, 4078 nt
Organism: Moneuplotes crassus
Lineage: Eukaryota; Ciliophora; Spirotrichea; Euplotida; Euplotidae
Source: the annotation of a GenBank genome assembly
AAAUGGAUGAAAAUGAAGCUACGAACCCUUCAAUACCAUUAAUAGAUGAAGAAAGUUUUGAAGAGGAACAGUUAAAUCGUACUAGAAACAGCUUCAAGCAAGUAAUUCAAGGAGAAGAUAAAGAUCGAUUUGUUAUCUAUGAAGAACACCCUUACCAAACAGCAAGCUUGCUCUCAAAAGUUCUCUUUAAUUGGACAUCAACAGCUAUUAAGUUCGGACAGAAGAACAGAUUUGGCCCACAUACUCUUGGAAAUCCUUAUGAAGAAGUCAGAGCCGAGGCACAGAAAAACAAAUUGCUGCUAGCCUGGAACCAUUACAAGGGCCUUACAAAGCAUGCUAUCAUGAAGGCUAUUUGGCAUUGAUACAGAGUAGAUUUCACACUUGUGAUUUUUCUCCAAUUCAUUUGUGCAAUCUUACAGAUUUCUCAGCCAAUUUUGGUUAUGGAGAUUCUCAUCUUCAUUGAAGCUCCUAUUGGCAAAGACGGUACUGUUGGUGUGGGAAUUACUCUUGUUGUACUCUACUUUCUGGUUGACCUCAGCCAGCUCUUAAUCACAAUGCAAGUUAAUUUUCUCCAAUCAAUUCUUGGGAUUAAAUGUAGUAACGGAGUAACUAGUAUUAUCUAUGACAAAAUACUCAAGAUAUCAUCUGCAACGAACAAGAAGUAUUCUGAAGGAGAAAUCAUCAAUUUCAUAGAGGUUGAUGUCAGCAAGAUCGAACAGAUAGCAUGGCAACUUCCCAUGGUCUCUAAGUACCCUAUUCAACUCCUCUUCAGUGUUGGCUUCUUGUUUUAUUUCUUUGGAGUUGCUUUCUUUGUGGCUAUUGGAAUUGGAGUGUUGGCAUCUCUGGCUAACUUUAUCAUCGCAAAAUUACGUGCUACUCUCCAAGCAAGGUUAAUGAAAAUAAAGGAUAAGAGAAUGAGAGGGACCACUGAAACCGUCAAUAGCAUUAAAGUUAUCAAACUCUACUCCUGGCAGGACAUAUUCAUUGAUAAAAUAUUUGGAAUAAGAGACCAGGAGAUCAAACUUCUUAAGUUGGAAGCAAUAUUAGAUGCUAUAGAUUGCUUUAUUGUUUGGAUGACUGGACCAAUGCUGAUACUAUCUACUUUUCUGACAUUCUUCUUAAUGGGAAACAAGAUCUCUUUGGCAAGUUCUUUUGCUGCCAUACAAGUAUUUGUUCAUUUAGACCUUCCUGUUAAAUGGCUGCCAGAAGCAGUUAGAUCUUUUCUGGAAUUUAUCAUAUCAAUGAAUAGAAUCCAGAACUUUCUUUAUUGCCAUGAAGUAAACGAAGAUAUUUUGAAAUUAAAUGAUGCUCAGCUACAAAGUGAUGGAAAGGAUAUACAAAUUACAAAUUCAAAUUUCAUGAAACUGCCUUCUAUUACGCAUCGAAAUCUGAAAGGAGGAAGGGGAGUAAGUAAAUAUUUUAAUAGAUUUUCUGGCGAAGGAGAGACUAAGACACUUUCUGAAUGUAUCUUUCUGAAGAACCUUGACUUGGAGAUAUUCAAAGGAGAAUUUAUUUGCAUCAUUGGAGAAGUAGGUUCUGGAAAAUCAUCACUUCUCGAUGCUAUUGUUGGAGAUAUGAUAUAUGUGGAUAACGCAACUUUACAUGAAUUUGGAAAUAGGGUUUUAAAUGAAAAAAAUUCUGAGGUAGUGUGCGAGAGAAGUAAACAGCAUAAGCAUAUUGUCAAGCUUGGUGGUCAUAUCAGUCUGGUGCAGCAGACUCCUUGGAUUCAGAACAUGACUAUCAGAGAUAACAUUCUCUUUGGACUUCCUCUUGACGAGGAAAGAUAUAACAGAACUAUACAGAUAUGUCAGCUUGUAAGCGAUUUAGAUGUUCUAAGUGGAGGAGAUCUCACUGAAAUUGGAGAAAAAGGUAUCAAUCUUAGUGGAGGACAGAAAGCCAGGAUAAGUCUAGCCAGAGCAGUCUACACCAAUAGUGACAUAAUUCUUAUGGAUGAUCCUAUUUCAGCCUUGGACUCACAUGUUAGACACAAAGUGUUUGAAGAAGUCUUCUGUGGAGAACUACAAAACAAAACCAGAGUUUUGGUCACACAUGCAGUCGAUUUCAUUAAGAAGGCAGACAGAGUGGCUAUCAUGGAGAAGGGAAAAAUCAAGUACAUUGGCACUUAUGAAGAAGUAAAACAUUCAGAAGAGAUACAACACAUUAUUCAAUCUAUUUCUGAAACUGCAGUAAGUAGUGCAGACAAGGAAGAAAGUAAAGAAGAUGAUGAUGAUAAAGGUUUGAUUGAAGAAGAUUCAGAAAUCAAUAGGAAAACUUUCCUGAGUAAGCAAGGAACAAACAUCACGGAAGAUGAGAAUGAAGAAAUCUUAGAAGUCCCUUGGAGCCUUUAUAUAAGAUUUUUUACUUGGGACAAAAACUGGAUAAUUUAUGCCAUAGUACUCCCUUUAUUUCUUGCUUAUGCUUAUUGUGCAACUUUUGUUCCAUUCUUCUAUGGUAAAUGGAUAGAAAGAUACAAUGAAGAUUCUGAAAUAUCUUGGGGAUUAUUUACUCUAGCUCUAAUGCAUCCUAUUGGCUACGCAGUGAUAAUUGGAAUCAUAGUAAUUUUAAUAAUGUUCUCUUCGUUGAAAAGGUCAAAGAAGCUUCAUAACGAGAUGUUUGAGAGCGUUAUAAAGGCACCUAUAAAUCUAUAUUUUGACAAGACCCAAUCAGGGAAAAUAUUGAACAGAUUCUCAAAUGAUAUAAACAUAGUAGAUUCUGAGCUGCCAAGGAAAGUCAUAUGGACAAUAGAGUGCUACAUCUCAGCUAUAUUCUCAAUGUUUGUUUCUGUAAUCAACACAUUAUGGGCUCUUAUUCUUAUACCUAUUGUAGUCACAUGAUGAGUAUUUAUCACCAGACAUUUCAUUAGGGCAUAUAGAGAGCUAACUAGGCUACAAAAUGUCCUUGGAAGUCCUUUAAUAAGUCAUUUUAGUGAGACUCUUAAUGGAGCUUCAACAAUUAGAGCUUUUAAGAAAAAAGACGAUUUCAUUCAAAGAAAUAUGGAAAUUUUAGACAAAAAAAUGGGAAUCUGAUUCUGGAGAGAAGGAGUCAUGGGAUGGUUUCAAGUCAGGAUCAUGAUUGUAUGAUCUUCAAUAUUUUUGUUCACUGGACUAUUUUCUGUAAUUUUUAAGUCAGAUGCCAACUCAUUAUUGCUAGGAAUGUUGUUUAUGAAUUGAGUAUGGAUGUCAUUUCAAGCGUGCUGGGCAAGCAUUUCAUUAGCUGAGCUUGAAAGUAAUAUGGUGUCAUAUGAAAGGACUCUAAAAAUGCUAUAUUUACCUCAAGAAGAUUCUAAGCCUUACGAAGCCCUAUUUGAUACUUGGCCUCAACAUGGCAAAAUCCAGUUCAAAAACUUCCAUCUCAGAUACAGACCCGACACCGAACUCGUCCUCACCGAUCUCAACUUCACCAUUCCAGCCAAACACAAAGUCGGAGUUGUUGGCAGGACUGGAGCUGGCAAGUCAACGAUCUGCCUUGCUCUUUGCAGAAUUGUUGAAGCAGAUUCUGGCUGCAUUGAAAUUGAUGGAAGAGACAUCUCAGAGUUGAGUUUGCAAAAUCUCAGAAAUGAAAUCGCUAUUAUCCCACAAGACCCUACACUUUUCGAAGGCACCCUUAGAUACAAUCUUGAUCCCCAAGAUACUCGUUCAGGCACUGAAUUGCUUGAAGUGUUGAAACUGGCAUCUCUAGAUGACUUAGUAGCCAGAGAUGACAAGGGUCUUGACCAACAGAUCGAAGAUAAAGGUGUCAACCUUAGUUCUGGUGAGCGUCAGCUCAUUUGUAUUUGCAGAGCCAUCUUGCGCAAAAGCAAGAUUGUGCUCAUGGACGAAGCCACAGCUAACAUUGACAUCAAAACCGAGCAAGCUAUACAGAAACUGAUCCAUGAUAAAUUCAAAGAUGCCACUGUGAUAACCAUAGCUCACAGACUCAACACCAUCAUCCAGAGCGACAAAGUGUUAGUACUCGACAAAGGCCAAGUAGCCGAAUACGACAAUCCACAAACCCUCUUAGAAGACUCAUCAUCAAUGUUUUACAGUCUCGCCAAAAGACUAGACUCAAAAGCAAAUGAAUCAAAGAAUCUCUAAUAAAU